UCUCCACCGCUACUGCAUACAAGGAAUUCCCUUAUUCCUGAUGACUAUUUUUCAAAUGAAACCCUCAAUCUUUCUCUGAUUUCCUCACUAUUCUCUACCAAAACAAAAGACUCCUUAUAUGAGCAUUAUUCCCCAUUGUGUGUACGUGACCUUAACACAAAGAGUGGCUCCCUCUUCCUCCUCCAUCAUGGAGGAUGCCGCCGCGUGGACGUACGCCAUGUUGCCAAACAGCGACUCCACCACGACCCCCUCCCCCGCUCAAACGACCAAAGCUCGUGUCAAUUUUCCCGCCGAAAUGUCAUCGACGGAGGACAACAAUUAUUAUGACAGACCGUCCACGUUAAUGACCCGAAGGUAUCGCAGCAUGAGCGCCUGGAGCGAGCUGAGCUCCUCCUGGAAAUGGGACGAGAGGGUCCGGGUCGAAUACUACGUCAAUGAAAACACAUUUAAGGAACGACUGCAAAUUUAUUUUAUUAAAAAUCAAAGAUCUAGUCUUAGGAUACGUAUAGUCAAUUUAUUUUUAAAACUGCUUACGUGCGCCCUGUACAUUAUAAGGGUGAUUACGGACCUGGACCCCACCUAUGCAACGUGUUAUGGCUGUGUACCGAGCAACAAAACGGAGUACAUCCUCUCGGCUAACUUGACGGAGGAAAAGUUCCAGGAGAACCCGAUAAUUAAUUGGGACGCCAUCUUGUGGGUGAAGCGCCCGUUGGAGUUGUGGGUGGUGCAGGUGGUACUGGCCAUAGUUAGUCUGGGCGAGUCCAUUUUGUUGGCCUAUCUGGGUUAUAAGGGUAAUAUAUGGCAGCAGUUGUUGUCCUUUCAUUUCGUUUUGGAAAUAAUGAACACGGUACCGUUUACGUUCACGAUUUUCUAUUCGCCCUUACGCACCAUGUUCAUUCCGGUCUUUUUAAACUGUUGGCUGGCCAAACGUUCUUUGGAAAAUAUGUUCAACGACUUGCACAGGGCGAUGCAGCGCUCCCAAUCCGCCCUUUCUCAACAGUUGACCAUCCUUUCGGCCACCCUCAUUUGUUUAGUGUUCACCAGCGUCUGCGGUAUCCAACAUUUCCAGAGGGCAGGGCACAGACAUUUGAACCUAUUCCAGGCCACCUACUACGUGGUGGUGACCUUUUCCACGGUGGGCUACGGAGAUUUCGUUCCAGAUAUUUGGCCUUCCCAGUUGUACAUGGUGAUCAUGAUUUGCGUGGCCUUAAUAGUGUUGCCUACUCAAUUUGAACAGUUGGCCUUCACGUGGAUGGAAAGACAGAAACUGGGAGGAUCUUACUCCUCCCAUCGUGCCCAGUCGGAGAAACACGUGGUGGUGUGCAGUACCAACUUGCACGCGGACACCAUCAUGGACUUCCUGAACGAGUUCUACGCCCACCCGCUGCUCCAGGACUACUACGUGGUGCUGUUGUCCCCCAUGGAGCUGGACACCACCAUGCGGAUGAUCCUGCAGGUGCCCAUAUGGGCGCAACGGGUGAUUUACAUCCAGGGCUCCUGUUUGAAGGACGGGGACUUGAUCAGGGCGAGAAUGAGCGAGGCGGAGGCCUGUUUUAUCCUGGCGGCGAGGAAUUACGCGGAUAAAACCGCCGCGGACGAGCACACGAUCCUUCGGAGUUGGGCGGUGAAAGAUUUCGCCCCGAACGUCGCCCAAUACGUGCAGAUUUUCCGGCCCGAGAAUAAAUUGCACGUGAAGUUCGCCGAGUUCGUGGUGUGCGAGGACGAGUUCAAAUACGCCCUUUUGGCGAACAAUUGCACCUGCCCCGGGGCCUCCACUUUGGUCACGUUGCUACUGCAUACGUCGAGGGGACAAGAAGGACAACAAUCGCAAGAAGAAUGGCAUCGGCUGUACGGCAGAUGCUCGGGCAACGAAAUCUACCACAUAGUGCUCGGAGACAGUCGUUUCUUCGGCGAGUACGAAGGCAAGAGUUUCACCUACGCGAGUUUCCACUCACAUCGAAAAUACGGGGUGGCCCUGAUCGGGGUGCGUCCCUCGGAACUGCCGGAGUUCUACGAGGACACCAUCCUCCUCAACCCCGGACCCAGACACAUAAUGAAGAAAAGCGACACCUGCUACUACAUGAGCAUCACCAAGGAGGAAAACUCCUCGUUUAGUGUCGCCAGCAAAGACCCUUCGAAAGCCACGACUACGGGCCUGGGAGGAGGAACAACAGGAACAAAAGAAGAACCCAAAACCACCGCGGGAGGAGGCCUAAACUUCACUGAUGGUACCGCACCCCCUCAGCUUAUACUGCAAGUGCCCACUUGUGUCAGCGGAGCUCCCCUGAGUGACUCCAAACAGUGCCUCAAAGAGUCCACCGGGUCAAUAUCCAUCGAUAUAUCGAUCACCGGGAACCAUUUGGACAUCCCCCGGACGGAAAACCCCAACUUCUUAUGCCCGGAAAUGUUGAACCAAAGAAGAAACUCCCGGAGACCGAGCAUAUUACCAGUGCCGGAUAUGUUUACCGGAAGUAGCCUAAACAUUUGCCACCAGGACACGGAACCGGAAGAGGGGGAUGAGAGUGAGGACGAGUUAGAGGACGACGUCCCGUGGCGCUCCCCUAGUGAGAAAAUUGCGUCUAGUCUGUCCGACGGUGACUCGUUGGACUCCACCGAUCGACCUGCAUGGCAUGACGAAUGCGUCCGACCCUCCCCCUUGAAUAUUCCAACUGGUUGUAGCAUCGUGAAAGGAUUCCCCCCGGUGUCCCCGUACAUUGGGGUCAGUCCCACCCUGUGCUACUUGUUAAAAGAGAAGAAACCCCUCUGUUGUCUUCAGUUGGCGCAGGUGUGCGAGCAUUGCAACUAUCGGAACGCCCGGGAGUACCAGUGGCAGAACAAGACGAUCAUCCUGGCGGCCGAUUUCGCCUCGAACGGGAUCUACAACUUCGUGAUCCCCCUGAGGGCCCAUUUUCGUCCCAAGACCUCCUUGAACCCGAUUAUUUUACUGCUGGAGAGACGACCCGACAUCGCCUUCCUAGACUCCAUCUCUUAUUUUCCAUUGAUUUAUUGGAUGUUGGGCUCGAUCGAUUGUCUCGACGAUCUGCUGAGGGCCGGAAUCACUUUGGCGGAAAACGUGGUGGUGGUUAAUAAAGAAUUGUCGAAUUCAGCCGAGGAGGAUUCUUUAGCGGACUGUAAUACGAUCGUGGCAGUCCAGACUAUGUUCAAGUUCUUCCCGAGCAUCAAGAGCAUCACCGAGUUGUCCCAGUCCUCGAAUAUGAGGUUCAUGCAAUUCCGGGCGCAUGACAAAUACGCCCUGCACCUGUCCAAGAUGGAGAAGAGAGAGAAAGAACGAGGAUCUCACAUCUCUUACAUGUUCCGGCUUCCGUUCGCGGCCGGAAGUGUUUUUAGCGCGAGCAUGUUGGACACCCUGUUGUACCAAGCGUUCGUCAAGGAUUACGUCAUCACUUUCGUGAGGUUGCUCCUGGGGGUGGACCAGGCGCCUGGAUCAGGAUUUUUAACUUCCAUGCGUAUAGGAAAGGAGGACAUGUGGAUCCGGACAUACGGUAGACUCUAUCAGAAACUGUGCAGUACCACCUGCGAGAUCCCCAUCGGGAUCUACCGCACCCAAGACACGACCUUGACCGACACGUCACACGUGAGUAUGCCAUCGUCCAAUUGGUCGAGCUGCGUGCGUGUGCCAUCGCUGGACGAGGACCUGGGUGGGGAUAGAGUGGGCGUGACCUAUCGGCCCAAGGAAGGAACCAAUUGCCUGGGCUGUGCCAACAGACGCAGCUCCAUGUACUCGAUUAAUAUGGCGGACGAGGCCAAGGACAACCACAACCAGCAGAUCGAGAGGGCCGAGAUCGCGAACCUCGUGCGUUCCCGCAUGGAGAGUCUCAAUUUGCCGACGAUCGACUAUAAUGACGUCAGCGAGAAGAGGAACAGUCUGUCCUACGUCAUCAUUAAUCCCAGCUGUGAUCUUAAGUUAGAAGAGGGUGAUAUCAUAUAUUUAGUGCGGCCCAGUCCGUUUUCGGCACAAAAAACCUUCGAGAGGCACAACAGUCGCAGAAAAUCGAACAUCAGCUUCUGCUCCCAGAACCUGCUGCAGCAGCUGGGGAACCUGGCGACCCAAACCGCUUCCAGACGGGGUUCGGGGUUGGGGCUGAGCGGCGGGUACCAACCGGCCCCCCGCCCUCCCCCCUUGUGCACCACCAAGUCCAACUCGCUGUCUCUGCCAGAGAGUCCGACGGUGGCCACUUACCAGAGGGGCAGAUCGAACUCACUCAGAGUCAUCGAUGACAUUUUAUUAAGAAGAUCGAACUCUCUAAGACAAGGUCUCCCGAACGUGGGCAACCCGCGACGCAAGAGCAGCCUCGAAGACAUCGGCCUCUCCCACUUUUCCACGAAAUUCCAGAACCCGAUUAAAAUCGCCCUUAACGACAGCAUCGGGCUCGAGGUGACCCCCCCGGAGGAAAACAGCCCGCCCCCCAUCAUGUCCAGUAACAGUGCCAUGGUGGUGAACGCGCCGCCGCCCCCGAUGGGCCCCCACGGGAGCACGUUGAGUUUGCAAUCGAUCGGGACGCCCUCUUUAGGCAUAGCGGCCCCUUCUUUUAUCGAGACCCCGUUGACGUCACAAGUGAAUCAGGGGCCGGAACAAUUGCAAGGGACCAUCGUAUGAUAUAACCUGAUGUGGGGGAAAAGGGGGAACAGCCUGAGGAAGAAGUGGCUGUAGUCACUCACCCCACCCCACAACCCCGCCACUGGCAACGAUAUGCGUUUUUAAUACGUCAUUCACCUUAUUAUCAUCGCACUCUAAUUUCUACUUUUCUAUACUGCGCGAGUGUUUUGUCUUUUUUUAUUUAUUUAAAUUGUCAAUAACCCAGGCAACACAUCAUAUAUUAUUAUCGGUAAAUACUCAUUUAUUCAACGAUUUUUUAUGGUAUAUUAUUUAUCAACCAUAAAUAGUCAAGAUAUAAUAGAAUAUACGUAUAUCAUAUACUAUUCUGUUUACAGAUGGGCAUUUAAAAAAAUUGACAUAGGAUUUCCAUAUUUAAUUUUUAAACUACACCUCAAAAUAUUUGAUGACAUUUUUCUGGAAAAAUCACUGUUUUUCAUCAAAACAACCCUUGCCCCCCCCACCCACCCCACACAACUUACCAGUAAGAAAUUCUUUGCAAAAAUCACCGUUUUUGUAUUAAACAUUUAUUAAUAUACAUAAAUAUAAUUAUAUCAAAUUUAAAUAAACAAACUGUGUUUUUUUAUUAGAUUAGAUAUGAAAAACAGUAAUUUUUCAAAACAAUUUCUAACUGGUAAACUGUGUGGGGUGGGUGGGGGGCUAAGGGUAAGCCUAAUGAAAAAUCGUUUUUUUGCAAAAAAUAAUUGGCUGAAAAAAAAUUAUUUUUAUGAAAAUUAUAGGGAAAAAAAAAAGUCUGUACUUUCUGUAUCUAUAAUUUUUUCACUGAACCUUAAAGUUUUGAACAAACUUCAGUUUUAUUCAAGCUUAAACUUUAAAGAAAAAAAUUAAAUUCAGCUGCCUAUAAUGCCUAUUUAAUUUGCAAAUAAUCUGUGACUGAUGAGACCUAAUGGUUCGAAACUUUCACGAUCAGUAGUCAAUAUACCAAGCUAGCUCUCCUAUAAAUUUCGCUAUUCUAGUUUAAUUAGUUUUUGAUUUAUUUAAAUUUGGAAAAAAUAAUAAUUUUUUUCAGAAAAUUAUUUUGUGCAAAAAUAAAAUUUUUUAAUUAUUCUACCCUUAGCCCCCCACCCACCCCACACACCUUACCAGUAAGAAAUUCUUUGGAAAAAUCACCGUUUUUGUAUUAAAUAUUUAUUAAUAUACUAAUAUAUAAAUAUAUAUAAAUUUAUAUAUAAUUAUAUAAAUUUUAAAUAAACAAACUGUGUUAUUAGAUUAGAUAUGAAAAAUAAUGAUUUUUGUAAACAAUUUCUCACUGGUAAGGUAUGUGGGGUGGGUGGGGGGGCAAGGGUAGGCCCAAUGAAAAACGUUUUUUUUUGCAGAAAAUAAUUCCCUGAAAAAAAAAACUUAAUUACUUUUUUCCAAAUUUAAAUAAAUUAAAAAUUAAUUAAGCUAAAUAAAUGCAAUUUAUAGGAGAGCUAGCUUGGUAUAUUAACUAUUGAUCGUGAAAGUUUCGAAUCAUUAGGCCUCAUCAGUUCAAAGUUAUUUGAGCCAAGAUACCUGUACUUUUUUAAUUAAUUUAUUCCAUAUUUAAUUUAAAUUAAUGAAGAAGUUUAAGAUUGAAUAAAUCAAGAACUAAUUAAGCUAGAAAAAUGAAAAUUAUAGGAGAGCUAGCUUGGUGUAUUGACUACUGAUCGUGAAAGUUUCGAACCAUUAGGUCUCAUCAGUCACAAAUUAUUGCAGAUUAAAUAGGCAUUAUAGGCAGCUGAAUUUAAUUUAUUUCUUCAAAGUUUAAGCUUGAAUAAAACUGAAGUUUGAUCAAAACUUUAAGGUUAAGUGAGAAAAGUAUAAAUACAAAAAAAAAACUUUUUAUUAAGACAACCCUUAGCCCCCCACCCACCCCACACACCUUACCAGUGAGAAAUUGUUUACAAAA
Molecule: messenger RNA, 6506 nt
Organism: Anthonomus grandis grandis
Lineage: Eukaryota; Metazoa; Arthropoda; Insecta; Coleoptera; Curculionidae
Product: potassium channel subfamily T member 1
Exons: 26
Coding region: 119-4618 (1499 amino acids)
Biological process (GO): potassium ion transport
Cellular component (GO): membrane
Molecular function (GO): intracellular sodium-activated potassium channel activity
Source: RefSeq, a predicted model, not a curated record